AAUAGGCGGUGUUAACGUAACUUAUUUAGUUUCAAUCAAUUAAAGUAUUUUAAAUGAAAUUUUUAUACUAAAUAAGAUUAAAAGUUACAUUUGACGAGUUCUUUCAUAGUUAAGUGAAAUAACAACACAAAUGUGCCGGAAAUCCGUGUUUUAGUAACACAAAAUCAGGCGUUUCCAUGGGCGUUAACUUCAGGCAGCUAACAAAAUCUGAAUUAUGAAUCUCAUAUCAAUAUACAUAUCAUUACUGAUAUUACAAUGCUAUGGCCAAGAUUACAAUCCCACUUAUGACCCGAGUCAGCCAAGCCCAACAAAUGACUACUUCAACACAAAUCCAAAUGAACCAAGAGAUGACAAGCGAUAUGAAAAUCCUUAUGAUGCUCGGAACCCAAAUCAGUACAAUAAUCCGUAUGACACCAGAAAUCGGUACCCAGAUCGGUUCAAUCAGUUUGAUAAUAGAAAUGAUCUGAAUUAUAAUCAGAAUAGAAAUGAUCUGAAUUAUAAUCAGAAUAGGAAUGAUCUGAAUUUUCCACAAGAUGUGACUCCGAGGGCAUCUUGGGACACACAGAGGUCUUACAGUAGUCCUGGCGCUAAUGUGGAAUUGGAAGGACUUGUUGUGAGAGAAGCCACAUACUUCAUAGUCGCCUCCCGCAUGGUCCGGCCGGGGCAGAUCUACAAGAUCUCCGCGAACAUCCUGCGUGCGCGCAUGCAGAUGACGGUGCGCGCGUCCAUCUCGCGCGACGGCGUCGAGAUGACCGACGUUAGCAUGAGGGUGAAGGAAGGGGUGCCGGAGAUACUUAAUUUGAGGGUCCCAGCGACAGCAGUUCCUGGCGACUACAAGCUCCGCAUCGAAGGCCUGUACCUGGACAACCCAUUCGGCGGGCGCGCCUUCGUCAACGAGACCGCUCUGUCGUUCUCUCGCCGUUUCAUGACCAUCUUCAUUCAGCUGGACAAGCCCGUCUACAUGCAGGGCCAGACCGUGCGUUUCCGCGCGAUCCCCAUCUCGACGGAGCUGAAGGCAUUCGGGCGCGCCAUCGACGUUUUCAUCCUGGACCCCAAUGGCCGCAUCAUGAAACGGUGGCUUUCGAGACAGAGUAACUUCGGUACAGUAAGCCUGCACUACCAGCUUUCCGACCAACCUCUAUUCGGCGAGUGGACCAUCCGAGUAGAAGCACUAGGUCAGACUGAAGAAGCUCAGUUCUUGGUCGAAGAGUACUAUCAGACCAGGUUUGAGGUGAACGUCACUAUGCCUGCAUUCUUCUUCAACACUGAGCAAUACAUCCACGGCCGUAUCAUGGCGAACUACACCUCAGGAGCUCCAGUUAGGGGCAACCUCACCCUCAAGGCUACCGUCAGGCCGAUACCGCAGUACCGCCCGCGGUACUACAGGGAGGGCCAGUUCAAUAACAGGGGACAGUUCGGAGUGCCGCCUGUGGGGUACAACAAUAAUCAAUAUUCGAGAGUCCGUCCAAACUUCAAUCCGUACUUAUACAACGAGAGCUACCAGCAAUACGAGUACGGGUUCCCAGACGAAUACGCCAGACCAGACCAUCGACAUUUACCAGGGCAACCUAACCAGAUAGACCAGCCUGAUUGGUGGUACGAUCCGCAAAAGGUCUACACAAGGAUGUUCAACUUUGAUGAAAAAUACCCAUUCUGGAUGGAGAAACCCCAUUUGUACGACAACCAAUACGGCUCCGAUUACGCUAACCAGUACAACACGUACAACACACAGAACAACAUCAACACGCAGUACAACAACUACUACAACAAUCCAUCAUACUACGAUAAAUUGCCGUACUUGAGAUACUUCAACGGCACAUUCGACUUCAAAUACCCAAUGUCGGAGCUAGCCCAGCUGGUACCCACGCUAGACGGCGUGGAAGUCAUCAUCACAGCGUCCGUCGGAGACCCGUUCCUGGAUGACGUCAUCGAAGGCUACAGCAUCGCGAGGAUCUUCAACUCUUCCCUAGCUGUGACGUUCCUCGGUGGGACACCUCAGGUGUUCAAGCCACACAUGCCUUUUGAUGUCUAUAUGGUCGUCUCCUAUCACGACGGAUCUCCACUACCGCGCUGGCAAGCGGUCGGCGUAUCACUCACCGUACACAUCACAGUCGAAGGUCGCGGCGGCGGCAUAGAACCCCAGUACCCCACGCUUGUACCCGGCCACGACGCAGUAUGGCGGCUCAAAGUCGACUUGUAUAAAUUACUCAAACUCCAAAACGACCCGAACUACCGCGACGUGCUGAACGGCGUGACGGGCGUGCGGCUGAGCGCGGCGCUGAGCGACGGCGGCGGCGCGCGCGCCUCCGCCGACCUGCACGUGGUCGCGCACUACAGCCCCAAGCACCAGCACAUUAGGAUAUCCACCAGCACUACUGACGCGAGGGUGGGCGAAUACAUAAUAUUCCACGUGCAGAGCAACUUCUACAUAGAAUCGUUCAACUACGUCGUAAUGUCGAAAGGCAUCAUACUUACCAGUGGACAAGAAAAUAUGGAGGACGGCGUACGAACGUUCGCUGUGACGUUGUCAGCGGAGAUGGCGCCCGUGGCCACCAUCGUGGCGUGGUGCGUGGAACGCCACGGCCGCGUGCUCGCCGACUCGCUCACCUUCCCCGUCAACGGCAUCUCCAGGAACAAGUUCUCAGUGUCGAUUAACAAUCGCAAACAUCGCACGGGCGAGCGAGUGGAGGUCGCAAUAUAUGGCGAGCCCGGAGCGUACGUCGGCCUGUCGGGCAUCGACAACGCCUUCUACACCAUGCAGGCUGGCAACGAACUUACUUACGCUAAGGUUAUAUCUCAUAUGUCCCACUUUGACGAGGCGACCAAUGGCACUUUUGCGUACACAUGGCGUUCACACAUCGGCGUCGCGGACCAGCUGGUUUACUUCCCCUCGUCUACUUUCGGAAUAGACGCGAAUACUACCUUCGAGUACGCUGGCCUAGUGGUGUUCAGCGACGUGCCGGUGACGCAGCGGCCGAACACGUGCAACGCGUCGCUGGGGCUGGGGACCUGCCUCGAGGGCGGCUGCUACCAGCUCAGCAAGCGCUGCGACGGCAUCUCCGACUGCGCCGACCACACCGACGAGGCCAACUGCCAUCACGACAACAGCUUCGAGCUGUCCCACUUUCGCAAGUUCCGGUUCAACCGUGUCCAACGCCAGUACGACAACGUGUGGCUGUGGCGCGACGUGAACAUCGGUCCGCACGGCCGCUACGUGUUCACGGUGGACGUGCCGCAGGUGCCGGCGCACUGGACCGUGUCGGCCGUCAGCAUGUCGCCCACCAGUGGGCUCGGCAUGCUAAAUGAGCCGGAGCAUUACGUGGGAGUGUUACCGUUCUUCAUCCAAGUGGAAGGCCCGGACCGUUGCCGCCAGGGCGAGCAAGUUGGUCUGCGGGUAGUCGUGUUCAACUACCAGCCGCAAGCAGUCGAGGCCGUUGUCGUUCUGUCUGCUUCGCCUGACUACAAGUUCGUGCAUGUCGAGGAGAAUGGCAUCGUCCGCUCAUACAAUCCGCGCACGUCAUUCGGCGAGCACCAAUUCUUCGUGUACAUCGCGGCCGGCGACGCAGCCACCGUGCACGUGCCCGUCGUGCCCACCCGCCUCGGCGACGUGCACGUGCACUUGCACGCCUCCACGCUGCAGGGGCAGCAUAAAUACACAAAGAAGAUUACUGUCGAGGCGGACGGCCUCCCCCAACACCGGCACCAAUCAGUCCUCCUCGACCUCUCCAACCGCGCCUACGUCUUCCAAUACAUGCACGUCAACGUCACCGAAACGCCCAUCAUCCCAUACGAGGUCGACCGCUACUACGUGUUCGGCUCCAACCGGGCCAGGGUCUCUGUUGUUGGAGACGUGGUUGGUCCCCUGUUCCCUACGAUGCCGAUUAAUGCUACGUCUCUACUGAGGUUACCCAUGGAUUCAGCGGAACAGAACAUGUUCAGCUUCGCCGCCAACAUGUACUUCACACUGUACAUGCGUCUCAUUAACCAACGCAACCGGACCUUGGAGAAGGACGCGUUCUACCACAUGAACAUUCUUUAUCAACGCCAGUUGUCCUUUAUGAAGCCAGACGGGAGUUUCAGCCUGUUCCGAAGUGACUGGAACCAAUCAGCUUCGAGCGUGUGGCUGACCUCGUUCUGCGCCAAGAUCUUCCAGGACGCCUCCUUCAACGAGUGGGAGAACUUCAUCUAUAUCGACCCGGAUGUAAUCUCGCAGGCGGUAUCAUGGGUGCUGGAGCACCAGACGCCGGCCGGCGCGUUCUACGAGGUCACUUGGAUGCCGGACCGCAACCAGAACUCCACCAUCAACGUGCCCAAGGACAACCCGCAGAUCCGGGAGAUGGUGGGGGUCGGAGGGGUCAGGGAUGUGUUCGGGUCUACCGCUACUGAGAUAAACAACACAAUAAUACUACAACGGAACAUCACGUUGACUGCUCAAGUGGUCAUAACCCUCGAAACCGUCAAGAACCUCAAGGACAUUGGUGUCAGAGAGGGUCUCUCCGUCCGCGUGUCGCAGGCGCAGCAGCGCGCCGUGUCGUGGCUGGAGCAGCACAUGAAGCUGCUGCAGGACUUCGGCGACCCUUACUCCAUGGCCGUGGUGGCGUACGCGCUCACCGUGGCCAAGGCCUCCAGCUCCGAGCACGCCUACAAGCUGCUCAACGGCUUCCAGCGAGCUGAAGGUGGUCUAGUAUACUGGGGCAAAGAGCGCGUCCCGCAACCCCCCUUCAAGAUGGAGAACCAAAAGCCGUUCUUCCUUCCCCGGCUGCCAUACAAAUACGACUCGUACAACAUCGCGGCCACCGCGUACGCGCUGCUCGCGUGUAUGGACCAUCAGGACAACAACGAGGCUAUCGUCAUGUGGCUCAACUCUAUGAGGCUCACGGACGGCGGCUGGGCUUCCACUCAGGACACAUACGUGGCCCUGCGCGCGCUGAUCGAGUACACGAACCGCAAGCGCCUGCGCGACGUGUCGGCGCUGUCCGUCACCGUGGACGCCGUCGCGCUGCAGGGCGCCUCGCGCGUGCUGCACGUCGAGAACAACAACCUCGCCGUCAUGCAGUCCAUCGACAUCCCAGAAGCCUGGGGAACAGUGAAAGUGGAGGCCCGCGGCGCCGGCUACGCCAUCCUGCAGAUGUCCGUCACGUACAACGUGGACAUCCCGCGCUUCCAGACCGACCCUCCCGCCCGCGCCUUCUCGCUACUGGCGCACGCGCACUUCUACGGGCGGAACCAGUCGCACAUCGAGUACCAGGCCUGUGCUAGCUGGACGUACCUAGAAGAGUCCCCCCGCUCCGGCAUGGCGGUGCUCGACGUGGCCAUCCCGACCGGCUACAUGAUCCAGCAACAACGCCUGGACGCCUACGUUCUAUCGCGGCGAGUGGCCUUACUCCAGCGAGCCAAGUAUCUGCCCACCCAGCUGCUGUUCUACUUCGACUACUUGGACUCGGAGCCUACGUGUGUGAACUUCACGAUCGAGCGCUGGUUCCCGGUUGCCAAUAUGUCUCGAUUCCUCCCUAUUCGAGUCUACGACUACUACGCGCCCGAGCGCUACAACGAGACAAUCUUCGACGCGCUACCAACGUACCUGCUCAACAUCUGCGAAGUAUGCGGCUCCUCGCAGUGCCCGUACUGCUCCAUCUACAACGCUGCGACACGACCCGCCGCCGGCGUCACACUACUGCUUGCGCUGUUCACUGUGACCCGCCACAUACGGGGCAUUGGCACGUAACACGUAUAGGUAAUAUAGGUACUGGAUGGUAGGCACCAUCACCAAACAUAAUUAUGGGGUUGGCCGGUUGAAGUAUUUUACAGAUGGUGCCAGCGUGUUUUACUACGAAGUGUCAAAUAUGGUUUUUUAAUGUUGUGGCUUGGAUGCUCUUUGCCAAAUCUCACACAAAACUAGAGAGGUGAAACUGCUGGUGUCAUUUAUAAGAACCUUUGACAGUUGCCAAACUCAUUGACCAUUUGUAAACUUUAUUGGAAGGAGAUAUUGUUUAUCGAUGGUCGAGUGUUGUUUUAGAACAUUUGUUAUUUGGAGUGUUUCCACUUAAAUGUGACAGUAAAUAAGAUCCGAUAUAGUAGUGUUUGGUAUGUAAAGGUGAAAUGUUCUAAUUUGAUAAAUGGAUCCCUUUUAUAAGAAAGAUUUUUAUAUAAUUAAGCUUGAAAAUAAUGUUUUAUAACCGUCAACAAUAAACAUUUGUGGUCUACCUCCCCAUAAACUAUACUAUUAACUGCUGAUAGGAUCUAUCAGUAAAAUAGUAGAUUUUUUACAAAUGAUUUAACACUAGUAAAAAGUAGUAAAUAUCUCAUUAUGGUAUCUCAUGCAUGUAUGAAUAAAUACUUAGAUUAGCUCCAGUGAAUUAAUUGCCUGUAUCUGUGCCUGUUUUGACUGUAUUUGAAUCUCAAGGAGUUAUCAGUGUGUAAUAAUUUAUGUAUAAGUAAAAAAAUACUACUUAUAUUUCAUUGUCCAGUAAAACAUCACCCUUACUGUACUUAUUUUCUUUUCUAUGUAUAAAAUACAAUGUUCACAUUUUGUAAUGUGUAAUAUUUUAUGUAAAAAAUAUAGAUUUAAGAUUGCAACCAUAUCAACAACAACAUAUUAUUUUGUCAUACAUAUGUAUUGGCAGCUAAUUGUUCCAAGGCAGUUGUUUUAAUAUGACAUAUGACUAUGAACUGCAUUUAUGACCUUUGAUUAAUGGUAGUUUAGAAUAGAAUCUCUUUGUUAUUGUAUAGUUUAGAUGAUUUUUAUUAACCACCGUUUGAUAUUAGCUUAAUAAUCUUUUUAUAUUUCCUUUUGCUGUACUAAACUACUAUGCCUUCAGUAUACUUUUGUCUGAAAGUAUUCCUAUAAAAAAAGACAAUUUUCUUUUCCUGUGUACUUGUCUUUGUAGACGUAAGAAAUAUAGCCUGACCUGGUUAUUCAUUCCAAAAUAUUUAGUAGUUAGACUUAAUCAGACUAGACAUAGUUUGUAUCUUGUUCAUACUCCGUGAUUGUUGAGUAAUUUAGGGUUCUAGCUACAUUGGGCAUUCCAUAGCGUAAGUAUUGAAUAACCAGUUUAGCUAAGACCCUAAAUAGCUCAACAAUCGCGGAGCAUGAUAGUCCAUCUGUACAUAUCAGUCAAUGUGAAUGUUUUUUCACGGACAUCAACAUCUUGAACUUUCUCGUUUUUCACACAUUAUCGAAUUUUAAUCAUUAUAUUUGUAGGUAUUACAAGUAUACUUGCUUUUUUUCUGCCGAUGGUCUUUUCAUUGGUGCUCUUAGCAUUUAUUUAUUUCUUUUUAUUUUAACUUUGAAGACUCCAGAUACCUAUUAUAUCUUUAUAGUGCAACAUAUCUGAAUUGAACAUUCUAAAACUUCUAAAUUGAGAGAAAUUGUUUAAAAGAUUUUUAAUAUGUAGCAUAAAAUGCAACCUUGCCUUUUGGACAAAAAAUUGAUGGCAUCACAACCAAUUAAUGUGUAUGUAUAUAAUUUUAGACCUUAGUGUGUAUGCUUAGAUGUAAGAAUUCUUUUAUUAUUUUCCCUUUGUCAUUAUGACGAAUGAAAACAUUGCAAUACUGAAUCACAUGUCAAUAACAUUGCCUUGUUAGUUUUGUAUGAAAAUAGAAUUAAAUCACAAAAUAUUUUUGUAGUGAAUUAAAAUUAUGGAGUUAUUGUAGACAUACAUUUAGGUAGUUUGUUUGUGAUCAUUUGAUGUAAAAAUUCUAUUCAAACUGAAGACAAUAUAAAGAUGGAAUGUUAUAAUGCAGAGUUGAUGUACAAAAUGUAAUCUCCCGUCCAGGUGUAUCUCGUCAAAUAUAAAAUAUAUUUAAUAAUAUAUUAUGGAAUGAAUCUCAAGCUUCAUAAUGUUACUUAAGUAGUUUCCGUCCAAAUUACCAAUGACUGAUUUUUUUAUUUUUUUUUAUAUGUAUUUGUGUCUAAGUUGUACAUGUUUAGUAGGAAUUAAAUCUCAAUUUAGAUUUUCAUAGAUUUAUUUCCAAAUAAAAACCUUGUGCAAACUAUC
Messenger RNA from Cydia splendana, 7997 nucleotides. RefSeq names its product CD109 antigen (gene Mcr). The transcript has 32 exons. Gene Ontology annotation, molecular function: endopeptidase inhibitor activity; protein binding. Gene Ontology annotation, cellular component: extracellular region. Bases 215 to 5725 code for a protein of 1836 amino acids. Lineage: Eukaryota; Metazoa; Arthropoda; Insecta; Lepidoptera; Tortricidae. The record is from RefSeq and is a predicted model, not a curated record.